CUCACUGCGAUCAGACACGCGCGUUCCUUGGAAGUGGCGGCGCGGCGACGCGGCGUACAGUCCGCGCGCUUACACUUUCCCUGCCAUGAUCUUCCCCACGUGGUGAUCUCUUGGGUCGGACGGCGUCGAUCUUAUUACUGUACAUGCCAGCGAUGCACCUGUUUCUUUUCUUGCCUGCCCCUCCUUCAUCUGGAAAACAGCAUCCUCCCUUGAAGCUGUUCCUCCUUCACAUCUCGUUUCAAGCACCCUGAGUGGCUUACAGCGUCAAACGUCGCCAUGUCGUCGGAACCAGAUCUCCACCAUGCUAUCUCGAUGAAACCACAUCCUUUCCACAAACACCCCGAUCGCGUGGAACGUACAGCAAGCCCCCACUUUCACGCCGCCCCCAGUUCGGCACAAGCCAACGUAUCUGAAAGUGCUCUUCACAAGUUUAAUGGCAACAGCACAGCCGUCGAAACCGCGUCCACCCACGAGCAUGACCCAGUCGCACGUCCCAGCCAUGUGCUGAGCCGUGCUGACAGCUCCAGCGACGUCGAAUCGCAGUCGCUUCCUCAAUACACGCCCGACAACGAUCCAUAUCAACUCGCCUCGGCGAUCAAGCCUGAGAAUGAGCUCGCCCAAAUCCGAGCGAACAGCUCGCGCAAGCGCGACGGUUGUGGUCCUAUAAGCUUGAACCUGAAGGCUCGCAAUGCCAAAAAGUUGGAGGAGUUCUACGAGGCGCAGAACGAGAAUAUUGAACGGCUCCUUAAGCCUGUUGACGACCAUCGACGUGCCGCAAAGGAGGAGGGCGACGCGAACCACCUCAAGUACAAGAUUGCUGUCAUCGGAUCGUUCGUGGCCAACGUCAUCCUCGCGGUGUUGCAGCUCUACGCAGCUAUCAGCUCCAAGUCGCUUUCGCUCUUCACGACUAUGGCCGACUCGCUCUUCGACCCGCUGUCCAACUUGACGCUGAUCAUGUGCGCCCGCGCCGUGUCGCGCGUCGACGCGCGCAAAUUUCCUUCGGGGAAAGCACGCAUCGAGACCGCCGGCAACCUCUCUUUCUGCGCGCUCAUGAUCACCGUUUCCGUUGUUAUUAUUGUUGAGGCUAUUCGCACCAUUGCCGAGCACACCGGCGGUGACACAAACGACUUCUUCUUGCCCUCUGUGAUCGCGGUUGCGAUCGCUUUCGCGACAAAAUUUAGUCUGUUCUUGUACUGCUGGGCAAUCCGCAACAAAUACAGUCAGGUUCGUAUCUUGUGGGAAGACCACAGGAACGAUUUGUUCAUCAACGGCUUUGGUAUCUUGACCAGCGUGGGCGGCGCGAAGCUGAAGUGGUGGAUUGACCCCAUGGGUGCUAUGCUUCUCUCUGUUCUGAUUAUCUUCCUGUGGAGUCGGACGGCGUACAGCGAGUUCCAGCUCUUGAUUGGUGUCACGGCAGACACGAACAUGCUCCAGCACAUCACCUACAUCUCCAUGACACACUCUCCUGCAAUCCGCCAGAUUGACACUGUGCGCGCCUACCACUCUGGCCCUCGCCUCAUUGUCGAAGUCGACGUGGUUAUGGAUCCUGAGAGCUCGCUGCGCGCAACACACGAUAUUGCCGAGGAACUACAGAUUAAGCUUGAGAGCCUGCCUGAUGUUGAGAGGGCGUACGUACAUGUGGACUACGAGACCGAUCAUAGACCAGAGCACUUUUUGAAGAAAGAACUGUAGACAGUGGCAUGGAAAAACGUGCCGAGAAGAGAGCAAGACUAAGUUACGGUUGCAGAACACAUGUUGGUGUCUGUUGCUGUAAGCAUUGUAUUGUAGUGAGUAGAUACCAAAGUUCGACAUUUUUAAUAAAGCUGGCAACAAACACGCGUCCGAUAGGGCAAACCGAGCUGAGCUCCGUUAGAGCCUUCAUGAGCCGCUUGCCCAUCUUUCUGUCAUUAACCAUUUGUUUGCGGCAAUCGAGUUCCUAAGGCGCAUACAAUGCAAAACUUCUUCACUCUCACAGUCUCUCGUAUUUGCACUCAUCCUCCCCUUCCUCUCCCACGCUCAGAACGCUCAACCGGACCAGGGCUCUCGCUGCCUCUUCAUCACUCAGUUCGAUACCCUCGUCCUCGAAAAGUGUCAGUUUCUCUCGGACCAGUCGAAGCUUCUCAGCACAGAUCUCUGGCGUAUUGUGGAUGGCGUUGAAUUUGGGAUUUGUGUAUUGCAUAC
This is a messenger RNA of Boeremia exigua, 2181 nucleotides long. Its product is annotated as cation efflux family-domain-containing protein. The coding region runs from base 277 to 1692 and encodes 471 amino acids. Gene Ontology annotation, molecular function: monoatomic cation transmembrane transporter activity. Lineage: Eukaryota; Fungi; Ascomycota; Dothideomycetes; Pleosporales; Didymellaceae. Gene Ontology annotation, cellular component: membrane. The record is from RefSeq and is a predicted model, not a curated record. Gene Ontology annotation, biological process: transmembrane transport; monoatomic cation transport. The transcript has 2 exons.